This is a messenger RNA of Drosophila hydei, 4442 nucleotides long. It is a transcript of the gene bsf, whose product is annotated as leucine-rich PPR motif-containing protein, mitochondrial. Lineage: Eukaryota; Metazoa; Arthropoda; Insecta; Diptera; Drosophilidae. Gene Ontology annotation, molecular function: protein binding. The record is from RefSeq and is a predicted model, not a curated record. Bases 113 to 4339 code for a protein of 1408 amino acids. The transcript is spliced from 5 exons.
GUAUUCCACAUUUUAGAUUGAGGGUCACACUGUUAUAUCGUUGGGGUGCGCGCUGCCUUGCAAUUGUCCCUAAAAUUGUUUUUUUGUUGCUGAAACACACAAAUAGUUUAUAAUGGCAUCUAUACUACGCACGGGUAAACUGUUGCGUUACUUUGCAGGCUUUACGCGCAACGUUGUGGUCAACUCGGUGCGUGACUGCGAAAACACCAAUCUCCUACAAUCGUCGCCUUGCAUGUGCGGACAAUUCCAGAAUGGAUUUGCAAGCAAUGCUGCCGCCACCAAGGCGGAGGUGACUCUGGAUAGACAGAUUCGUCGUUUGGAUCAGGAUGCGCGUCGCAUCGGCCGCAUCUCCAGGCGGGAUUUGGAAGAAGUGUUAGAUGAGAUACGCACACAUCGCACUGCGACCAGCUCACAGUCGCUGCUGGUCAUACGCUGCUGUGGCAACCUGGUGCCCGAGGAGCUUCCCGAAGUGCGCACCGCCCUUGUGCAGGAGAUCUGGAAGACGCUAAACGCUCUGAAUGUGCCAAUGGAUAUAUCACACUACAACGCUCUGCUGCGUGUGUAUCUGGAGAACGAACAUCAGUUUGCGCCCACCGACUUCCUAGCCGAAAUCGAGGCCAAGGGCAUCGAGCCCAACAGGGUUACCUAUCAGCGUCUGAUUGCGCGCUAUUGCCAGCAAGGCGACAUUGAAGGAGCUACACGCAUCCUCGAGUAUAUGCGCGGCAAGAGUUUGCCAGUGAACGAAAAUGUCUUCAAUUCACUCAUUCUGGGACACUCACAGGCCAACGAUAUGGAGUCCGCCAAGGGUAUUCUGGGCGUGAUGAAGCAAGCCGGCUUGGAGCCCAGUGCCGAGACCUAUACGACGCUUAUGUGCGCCUUUGCACGCCACGGCGAUAUCGAAGCGUUGCAGUCUACGCUCGCUGAGUGCGAGUCGAAAGAGAUCAUCUUGCUGGACAAGGAUUUGCUAGAUAUUGCUUACACGCUGUCGGUGAAUGGAAAUGGCGAGCAUGUGGACAAAGUGCUGACCAAGCUACGCAUAUCGCCCGGCUUCAAUCAGGAUGCUGUUAAUAUUAUAUUGCGCCUGGUUAACAAGGGCCACGAGGAUGUGGCUUUGAAGUUGCUCCGGUUGAUGCCGCGCAGCACGCGCGUCAAUGGUGAACCCGUCGAUGUGGGCGCGUUUUUUAUACGUCAGUUGGUUAAGGCUAACCGUCCAAUUGAGAAGAUCUUGAGCAUUUGUCGCACUCUACAAGAGGAGGGUCUCAAUCCCAAGGCUCUGACCAUUGCAACUGAGGCUGGUCUCACGAAUGGUGUAAUGAACAAUGCGCUACCACUGCUGCAAGAGAUGAAGAAUUUGGGUUUGCCCAUACGACAGCAUUAUUUCUGGCCAUUGUUUUGCUCCGUGGAGUCCAAUCAGGUGUUGGAAGUGGUGCGUCGCAUGCAGCAGGAGUUCUCAUUGAAUCCCAAUUCGGAAACUGUGCGCGAUUAUGUCAUUCCCAAUCUGAAGGAGAAAAACUGGGAUCGUGUAGUCACAGUGCUCCGGGAUGCAGGUGUGCCAAAUUCUACGGCUGUCACGUCCGCCGUCUAUGCGGCUUUAACCACCCAUCAGAUAUCGGAAGCUGCUAAGAUUAUGGAACAGAACCGUGUCUUCUAUAUGCCCCUCAUCUUCCGUCAGCCACUCAUCAUAGCACUGGCUCAGACGAACGACUUUGCUUCCUUCAUACGUUGCGUGCGUCAAAUGCACGAAGGUUUGCAGUUACGCGCCGGCAGGGAGUCCACCGACGAGGCGGACCAAGUCGCUAGCGAUGUGGAAACACCUGCACCGGUCGAACGUCAGACACCCGAUGUAGUAGGCAACAUUGUCUACGAUGCGGCAAUCUACUUCCGCCGUGAACGUGUGCCCACGCUGGAGAAGAUAUUGCAGGGCCUGGUCAAGCAGGGUCUGUCCAUUAGCAGUGCCAAGGCGACAGCUCUGUCCGAGCUGCUCGGCUCUGAGAUGACACCCAAGAUCGCUGAGCAAUUGGGCAAGCUUACUUCGGGUGAAUUGGAGCCAAUUCCAUUGCCCAACAGCGGCAAACGAGCUCUGGACACUUUAUCCAUUGAAGAAUUGGAACGAUUUAUCAAGAACGUGGAGGCAAAGGGUGAUAACGCGAAUAACAUCAAGCGACAGCUGUUGAGUGCUUGCUUCCGUUCGCAGAACCUGGAGAAAACAUUGCAGGUGAUCGAACGGCUUGAGCAGGACACAUUCCAGAUACCAAUUGGCAUCUAUGCACAGCUCGUUGAUUUGUAUACCUUUCACAAGCGCAGCUCGGACGCCUUGACGCAGUACAACAAGCUGCGCACAGCGGAUGCCAACUUCAAGCUGGACAACUUUAAGACCGUGAGGCUAGUGGAUUUGCUGCUGCAAGAGGAACGUAUGGAGGAGGCUUUGCAGUUGCUCAAGGAGAAUCAAAAGGAUGUGCCCCUCGGUGAAGGCGAGGCCAGUUUCAACUAUGUGAGCACUCUGUGGCGCAUACUCAAUACAAUCGCUGAGUCGGGCAAUGCGGAGAGGCUGAAGGUUGUCUUCGAUGCCCUCGUAGCGGGCAAUUAUGCGCUGCCCAAUAAUGUGCUGCUGGGUCCAUUGAUUAAGGUGCAUUUGUCUCGUGAUGAUAUACCUAAGGCAAUUGAUGCCUUCGAACAGAUUUGUCAGCAGUACAAAGCUACGCCGUGGAAGAACGAACUCGCCUGCCGGCUCAUCCAAAAGGAGGAUGCAGCUAAUUUACAACGACUCACAGAUCUAAGCACCAGCAUACACGGCGAGGUGAACAGCCUGUACGAUCUGGUAUUCUCCUUUGUGGAAUGCGGACGUGUGCGUCAAGCAAGAAAGAUUUUGGAGACACCUGGUCUGCGCACCAGGCCACAACGCAUUAGCAACGCCUGCGAUCGUUACAAGAACGAGGGCAUGCUGCAGCCCCUCGAAGGUCUAAUUGAGGCAACCAAGGAUUUGGGUCACAUUGAUCGCAACAAGAUCUACUAUACGCUGCUACUGAGCUACGACAAGGCGGAUGAGGCUGAAAAGGCGCUCGGACUGUGGACUAAGAUGCAAGAGGAGGCUGUCACGCCCACAGAUGCAUUCCUGCUCAAGUUAGCGGAGCUGCUGAAGCGCAAGAAUGUUGAUGUGCCUUUCGUGGUGCCCGAAUCGCAGCAGAUGAAGAGCAGACGCAAAAAGCCAGCUAAGGCAGAUACCAAGAUCGAAGCUAAUGUAGAAGAGGCAGUGCAGUCUACUGCAGAGACAAAGGUGGAACCUAAAGCUAAGUCUGUACCAGCAGUCAAGCCGCUCUCCAACGUAGCCGGCUUUCGUCGUGCUGUUCAGGCCAAUGAUCUCGAUAGCGCAAUUUCCUUCAAGGACCGUAUCAUAAGCGGUGACAGGAUCAAUGUGCUAGAUAUAUCGAGACUGAUCGAGCUGCUGGUGCGCGCCGAGCGUUUGACCGAAGCCACUAAGUAUGUGGAUGAGCUGCUCAGUGAAAAGCAGCAUCCGCAACCAAAGAUCUUUAAGUUCUAUUUGAACAAAAUUGCUGCUACCGGCGAUUUGGAGGUGAUGCAACGCAUCGGCACACAGCUGAACGAUGAACAGAAGCGUCUCGUAUCCUUUGAUAAUCGUUAUUGCCACGCCUACAUUGUGGCCGGCAAGGCAGAGCAGUUCCUCAAGCAGUUGAGCACAGACAUCGAAGCAGUAAAGUCGACAGAGGAGGCAGGCAAAUUGGCUGAAAAGUUUCCACGCGGCGGCGCAGUCGGCAUCCUGGACAAACAUCCCGAACUGAUUGCUCAGUACGAGACCAUGGCUGAGAAAUACGCCGCCCACAAUCAGCUGGGCCCCAUGAACGUGCUGUGGAUGCAUUUGAUAUCGAACGGCCAGGAGGUGGCCUCCAAGCAGAUCUGGGACAAACAUUUAUCCAGUGCGCCUCGCUUGAUGUUCCAGCGUGUGCUGCAAACAGCACGCGAGCAGCAGGACGAGAAGCUGGCCUCCACGGUCAUUUCACAGCUGCGCGGCAGCAAAAUCAGCGAAGGCGCCAUCGGCAAUGCCUACUCCUGUUUAAUAGACAUACAGACGACCAAGGGCAAUACUGAUAAGGCGCUGGAGGUGCUCGCCAAUGCCAUCAAAGAUGUAUCGCUCGAGAAUAUCAAUCGCACCGCACUUCUGCGCCUCAAACAGUCCGUCGAGGAGAAGUCCCAGAAGUUCCCAUAUACAGUGCCUGAAAAACGUACUAAAGCGGACGAUUCUAGCUCCUCCAGCAGCAGCAGCGAUGACGAUGUGACGCCCAAACGACCAGAAACAUCGCCAACAAAGCCGGAACGUGCUUAGAUGGCAUAUAAAAAUCUUAUCCCUUUGUUAGUAUAAUCCUAAUCUUAUCGUCUAUCUAGUAUGUAUUGACCAGGCUACGAGAAUUCUAACCAAAAUAUAUAGG